AUGGAGAGUUUGCUUAGUACUUUCUACAGAGGUGCUUUGCCCAAGUUUAGAAGUCAGCUUGAUACUGCUAGCAAUGGUUUCUUCUUGGGAAGAAGUGAAGCAGAUGCUUUGGAGCUUGUAGAGAACAUGACUAAGAAUGAUUCAGUCUACAGUGAUGAGCAUGAUAGAAGCAACAGAGGCAGUGGAGGUGAUGAUACAAACACCAAGAGACAGUUAAAGGCUCUACAAGAAAAGAUGGAUAUGAUUCUCUUGGAUAGAGCUAAACAAGAGAAGGUGAACUUUGUUGGUGAGAAGAAACAAGAAGAGAUUGUUGUGCUUAAUGAAGUUGAUGGUCUAGAAGGUCAAGAAGAGUUGUGCUUUAUGAAUGCUAAUGGGACAUGUGGUUACCAAGCUAGACAAAACUAUUCUCAAGGCUUCCUCUCCAAAGGAAAUCAGUCUACACAAGGUCAAGCCAACUCUUCUACCUCUACUACACAAGAGAGUAGCACUGAUACAAUGCUGAAACAAAUCUUGGAGUCUCAAACUAGAAGUGAGAAGCACAUUAGAUAUGAGCUGAAGAGCCUUCACACCAAAGUUGAUGUAAGCUACAAUGAUCUCAACAACAAGUUCUCAAACCUUGCUUCCAACUUCAAAGCUUUGGAGAACCAGUUUGAUUCAAUGAGUAGUAAUUCCAAAUGUCCUAUGGGAUCACUUCCCGGAACUUCUGAGCAAAACCCCAAGGAGACAAUGAAAUCCAUCACCCUAAGGAGUGAUAAACAAUUGCCUCCUAGAACUCUCAUUAGGGAUAAUGAGAAGCAAGAUGGGGAGGUGGUCAUCAAUGUGGAUGAUGAUAUGGUUAUUGUGGAUGAGAAAACCAAUGAAGAGAUCUUGGAGAAGAUAGUUGAAGCUAAAGGGAAAGAAAAGGUUGGAGAAGAGAAGAAGGUUGUGAACAAAAAUGAAGCUUCUACUUCAUCAAAAGGAGCUCCAUUCAUUCCUCCUCCAUAUGAAGCAAAACUUCCCUUCCCUGGUAGAUUCAAGAGACAACUUUUGGAGCAAUGCAAAGCCUUGUUUGAGAAGCAAAUGAGUGAGGUUCAGAUUACCAUGCCCAUUAUUGAUGCCUUCAUGCUACGGUUAACCAUCCCCAAGAAGCUUGAAGAUCCAGGAAGCUUCACUCUACCUUGUGCCAUUGGGCAAUUGGCUUUUGAGAAGUGUCUAUGUGAUUUGGGAGCAAGUGUGAGCGUUAUGCCUCCCUCCAUUGCUAAAAGGCUUGGGUUUACACAAUACAAGAAGUGUAGACUCUCUCUUGUGCUAGCUGAUCGCUCAGUGAAGAUUCCCAUUGGUAUCCUAGAAGAUCUCCCUGUUAUGGUUGGAAAUUGUGAGAUUACUACAGAUUUUGUGGUGUUGGAGAUGGAUGAAGAACCAACAGAUCCUUUGAUAUUGGGGAGACCUUUCUUGGCUACAGCAGGAGCUGUUGUGAAUGUUAAGGAAGGGAAGAUUGAUCUUCAUCUUGGAAAAGGGAACAUCCUGCAUUUUGAUAUCAAGAAGGUGAUGAAUACGCCCACUACCCAAAGCCAAGCAUUCUACAUUGAGGAGAUGGAAGCUUUACCUGAAGAGUAUUUGGAGGAAUUAGCUAUUGAGGACUCUCUUCAACUUGCCCUAACAGUUGAUAGAGAGACUCAAUUGAUUGAAGAUGAGGAGAGUGCAAGGUAUGUGAGGAUGCUAGACUGCCACAAGGAGAAAAGUGGAAAAGACAACUUCAUAGAGCUUCCACAAGAAGUUCAUCAUGCUGCCACAGUUGAUCAAUAA
This is a messenger RNA of Brassica napus (rape), 1785 nucleotides long. RefSeq lists its product as uncharacterized. Bases 1 to 1785 code for a protein of 594 amino acids. The record is from RefSeq and is a predicted model, not a curated record. The transcript has 3 exons. NCBI's taxonomy places the organism in Eukaryota, Viridiplantae, Streptophyta, Magnoliopsida, Brassicales, Brassicaceae.